GAGGUUAGGAGCUCCAGAUGGUGUUUAAACGCAGACAGAAGGCUACAGAGAGGACACAGAGGAGGAGGAGGAGAGCGCCGCGGUUACUGCGCACAGUGGGCUCGCCAGCUCCAGUCAUUACCGAGGACAAAACAAGUCCGAAAAUCCCUCAAAUUGUGAAUUGACGGCUAGAGAAGGCUGCAGAGAGGCUUCACUUAGUGUGAUGUUUUUCUUUUGUUUCUUUUGGAGAAGUGAAUUUUAAUAGAACAGCCAUCUGAGCACAGCUCUGCGGAGGAUCGGCGCGUCGGAGGAGGACGAGUACAGAACCUAGAAACGUGAAGGUGGAGCAGCCUCACCACAGGCUGUGAAGAAACAAGGAAGAAGGUUAAUAUUUUCGGAUGUAAGAGAACUUCCUCCUGACACCACGGACUGCGGCUUAACUGCGAACUUAAAAGAAGACGGUUUUAAAGUUACCACCGGAAGGAUACAGACGCACGCCACAGCCCGGAGGAUCCGCAUCCUAACUGUUUGGUUUUACGUGGCGAGGAUUUGAGGACUUACAGUAGCAUUAAGGAGCCUAACCAAUCAAUAGUUUGGUUUUCUUCUAAAACGAUAACAGAAAGGACGCCUUUUUUCGUUUCUUUCCUUUUUCUUUUUCUUUUUUGCAACUGACAUUGCACCGUAUUGUCUCUUUCACCUGGGAUGGUUAAAAUGUGCAGAAGAGCGGAUUUACAUGACUGGGAUAAGUUCUGAAUAUAACACAAGAAUCCGCUUGCUUUAAAACAUAAACCCAAGACUGCAAAACCAAAGACAUCUGUUUGCGUAAGGAUCGAAGAGCCCUGACUUUGGUUUUGUUUGCUCUAUUUUCCGACAAAACUGAGAAGAUAAAUACCUCACAGCCUAAUUUAUUAAACCUGGACCCUGAUUCAACACCCAAAGGAAAGUUAUUUUAUGUGCGUCAAAACUCUGCUAUUUUUGUUUUUUUCUCGAUAAAUCAAAGACAGAAAAAAAGGAAUAACAGAUCUAAUGCUUUAAUCAUUUUAUGUUAUUUUUGUUUACUUGUUUUUAUAAUCAAACGAUGAGGAUUGAGACGAUAUAAAAAGAGGUUUAGAAACUAUUUGGUGUGGAUUAUCACCGCUACCUUUACCUCAGAUUGACCUCGACCUUCACCAAGUAGCAGAGUGCAGAAGGUUGGAAAAAUGCCAGAUUCACCUGCGGAUGUGAAAACCCAGCCCAGGUCCACCCCACCCACUAUGCCUCCUCCACCCCCGGCAGUCAGCCAAGCAACGAGUCGCAAUGCCUCAUUCACCCCAACUACCAGUAAAUCAAUGUUGAACGGGAGCAGCCACUCUCCUACAUCAUUAAACGGUGCUCCGUCCACUCCCAACGGCUUUAGCAACGGGCCGGCCAUGUCCUCAACGGCCUCGCUGUCCAACCAACAGCUUCCGCCAGCUUGUGGUGCCCGACAGCUCUGCAAGCUCAAGCGCUUCUUGACCACGCUGCAGCAGUUUGGCAAUGACAUAUCACCAGAGAUUGGAGAGAGAGUUCGCAGCCUUGUGUUGGGAUUGGUGAACUCUACUCUCACCAUUGAGGAAUUUCACUCCAAACUUCACGAGGCUACCAACUUUCCCCUUAGGCCUUUUGUCAUUCCUUUCCUAAAGGCAAACCUGCCCCUGCUACAAAGAGAAUUGCUCCACUGUGCCAGGAUGGCCAAACAGACUCCAGCUCAGUACCUGGCUCAACACGAGCAGCUUCUCCUGGAUGCCAGCGCCAACUCGCCCCUCGACUCCUCUGAGAUUCUGCUUGAGAUGAAUGAGCAUGGCAAGAGAAGGACUCCUGACAGGACCAAAGACAGCUCAGAGAGAGAUGGGUUGCACCCGGAGCACCUGGCCAAGAGGCCCUGCACCAUCAGCCCCAGUCAACGCUUCAGCCCCAGCACUGGUCUCCCUGCUCACCCGCCUCCCAACGGUCUCCCCACACACCCUCCCAAUGGCCUUCCCCAUCCACCCAACCCCCAAGUGGGACCCCAGCACUAUCGCUUAGAGGACAUGGCACUGGCACACCAGUUCAGAGACGCUUACAGGCAUAAUGAACACCGUGACGCAAGAGACAGGCACCGGCAGUCAGCAGUGCACGGAGCCCGUCAAGAGGAGGUGAUUGACCACCGUCUUACAGAUCGAGAAUGGGCAGAAGAAUGGAAACACCUUGAUAAUCUCCUGAACUGCAUCAUGGACAUGGUAGAAAAGACACGGCGCUCUCUGACGGUGCUGCGUCGCUGCCAGGAGGCCGACCGGGAGGAGAUGAAUCACUGGAUUCGGCGCUACAGCGACGUGGAGGAGAUGAAAAAAGGUGGGAGCAACGGACAGCACUGCCUUCCUCCUCCUACUACUCUUCCUCCUCCUCACCACAACUCCUCCUCCAACACAGCUAGCAGCAGCGAGUCACUGCCCAUAGGAACUUCCUCGGCUGCUGAAAGGCAGACAGGCAGACAGACAGAAAUCCACAGAGACUUCUUACACAGGCCUCCCUCAGGAUACCUGCCUGAAGAAAUCUGGAGGAAAGCUGGUACUACAAGCAUCCCGCUCUCCCCAGCCCUAAAGCACCUCCAAAACAAGCAGGAAGAAGCAGUGAAUGAGGUGAAGCGACAGGCCAUGUCAGAGCUGCAGAAGGCUGUGUCUGACGCUGAGAGGAAGGCUCAUGAAAUGAUUUCUGCUGAACGCUCUAAAAUGGAAAGGGCACUGGCAGAGGCCAAGAGGCAAGCCUCUGAGGAUGCACUAACGGUCAUCAACCAGCAGGAAGACUCCACUGAAAGCUGCUGGAACUGUGGCAGGAAAGCCAGCGAGACGUGCAGCGGCUGCAACACAGCUCGCUACUGUGGCUCCUUCUGCCAACACAAAGACUGGGAGAAGCACCACCAUGUCUGUGGUCAAAGCCUACAGGGGCUGCCAGGGGGCAGCAGUGUCCCUCUAGGCACCCCCUCCUCCUCCUCUUCAGCCUCAUCAGCAUCCUCCAGUGCACCCCCAACCCACUCUGAGAGCACUCCUCCAGGACCCCUGUCCCUUGCAGUCCAGAGCAGUAUUGCGGGAGGUGCUGGCAGUGGAAGUGUGUCCGCCAGCCCCAAAGAGAGCAGUUCUAGCAGUGCCUCUCGCUCCACAACUCCAGCCACCCCCGCCCUACUGGAUGCCACUUCUCGCUGACAUCUGACCCUUGUCCCUACCCAGCCUACUAAAGUGACAGUGCCCACACUCCACACAAAACCGAACUGAGGAAUCUUCAUCGCACACUGCUCCCUUUUCUUCUCCCCUAUUUCCCCCUUUCCCUCUAAUCACACUCUUCUGAUGACAGAUGGGUUUUCUCCUUCUCCCAUCAUAUAUUACUUUUUCCUGUCUCUUUAAUAACUGAAGCCACCAAUACAAAGAUUCCAGCCAGGGGUUCAAUGUAGUGUAAAGCAUGACUGUUGCAGUGUCUCCUAUCUCUGUCAUAGAAACAUAUCAGAUGUGUUUGCUGAGAACAUGAGGCUUGACUUGAAGAUGCGCCUUCAGUAAUGAAAGCAUGUUAAAUAUUGUCCAUCUAAGGACAAAAGAUAAGGGCUGUGAUAAGGCAGCAUUGAUGGAAGAUGACAAGCUGAUAAGCACUUGGAUUGGAUUUCCCUUUAUUUCAGCAUCAAAGAAAGAACAGUAACCAGCCCUGAGAUGUGCACUAACAGACAGGCAAGGAGCAUAACUUUCAUUUUCAAACGUACAAGGGAAGGGGUAAAACUUGUAACGUGAUUUGUUCCUCAGAAACACAGCUUAGUAUUUAUUAAAGGUUUCUUUCUGGCUUUAAGGGAAAAUAAAGAAAAGUCCAAAUAUUCUAAAUAAAGAAUAAUAGUGAUGACCAUGCUGAUGAUAUGAAAAUAAAUAAAUUUUAAACUGCUAACUACCUUGCUAGCGAGCCAAGAAAAUCUACACCGGACUCACCUCUCUGCACCAUUAUGAACCCAAAUGAAUUCAAAGAUGAAAAAAAUAACAUGAUCCAAACCUUUGUAUUACACUGCCAAAGUGAGUAAGUAAGCGAUAAAGAGAAGCACUCAUAACCAAACGCAAAGCAACAUCACCUCCUCAGCAGAUAAGCCAGCCCUAAGAGGAGCAGGCUGCGGAGGAGCUGCAGAGCGGGACCCAUAGUCCAGCGUUAAAAAAACUGCCUCCUGCAGUCCGGAUGAAACCACAGCAGCUCCUCAGUGAUGGCCCAGACUAGUGAAAAUGGACAAUGCUGUGAACUUACCUAUAAGAAAGACUUGAUGAAAUUGAUGGAAACCCUGCCACAGUGUGGUUCUUUUGUGAAUGAUAGAGAGGACAAAAAAGAGGAAAAGGAACGCUACACAGCCUCAGAGGAGAUGAAGAUACAUUUAAGGCUAAGGAGCUGCAAAAACACCUCAAUGCAAGGUCGAAGACAUUGUCCGAGAGGGCAUUGCAUACUAUGGAGACAUAUGGGAAACUUUGUAAGUCGUUAUUUUUAAAGUUAUCAAUGAGGAGAUAUUUCAAGGAAUAGCUCUUACCUUUACAUUCACUUCCUCCUUUUCCAAAGCAUGACAGACACAAGAGCCUAGAAGAGGGCGGUGUAAACUUUGUUCUUCUCUCUUUCUACCUCCCCUCACCCCACUCCUCCCUUCUAUGCUCUUCCCCAAUUACUUGACUCAAGUCUGCCCAGCCUGCUUUGGACAGAGCCACAAAGCAGUCAGAUGGGGAGGGUUGAACCUGCUUGUAGAUAUUGUUCCUCUUUUCAUUUUUUCAAUAAUGUCUCUUGUUGCUGAUGUCCACAUGUGCUGCCCUUGUGUAUAACCAGAAAGAUGGACUUUUGUUUUGGGUUUGUUGCUAUUCUUUUUCCUCCUUUGAGUUUGGGCUGAGCAGUGAAGACAGAGCAAAGAUGCUUGUUUAUGAAAAGAAGCCCCACAUUGUACUUAUGUUUGAUUUGUUGUAUCUAUAUUAAUGAGAUCAAACCCCUCUUGUAGAAUAUUUUGUGUUGCUCGCAUUGUAAGACAGUGAGAGGACGGAGGUGCAAUAUGAAGAGAAUUCAGCUACUGAAUGGAACCUCAGCAACUGCCCAUAGGGUGUCAUAUAAUAUAGAUACAUAUAGAUAUAUUUAAAGUAACAUCAGUAACUUAAUGUGAAUGUACAUAGUAUUUAAAAAGGUCCAAAAAUGUGUUUGCCAAAUAACAAAAACCUUUAAAGUUUAAUGUCCAGAAUAUGACUUUCUCACAGUACAUUUGUUUCUCAAAUUGUUUCACUCAUGCACGUUAAAUGCUUUUUCAAUUUUUACUCAAAUCAAAGUGUCAUGUGAUCCUGAGUGGAGGAGACUGUCAGUAACAGAGGUAAAGUAACUCCAUGCUGCAGGAGGGGACUUAACAGUGUGUGUUUUAGUCUGCUGUUGAUAGGAAGGCCCAGAGUAGUCUGUAGUAAAACAGGGUUAAAGUGAUGGCUUUCUGAAAUUAAUUAUUUCACAUCACAUUUAGGAAUUGUUAAACCUGUUCUGUUUACCUUUUGACCACCAUGUUAGCUCAAAAGCCUCUCUAGUGUCUAUAGUGAUCCUCUCUCUUGGUUGUUAACAGUGUGUGUGUGUGUGUGUGUGUGUGUGUGUGUGUGUGUUAUGUGUGUGUGGUUAAGAGCGUUACCCCCCACACCACCAUCAAUGGUGCAGGACAAGCCUUUACUGUAGGAAGACGUAGGGUGAAGUGAUACACCAGUGUUAAGCUAACAACACAUUUUGAAAUAAUAUUGAUUUUUAUCUGAUUGUUUAUUUCUAAAGAUACAAUUUGAGCUUAAGCUACAGAACUGGGAAAGAUUUUUGUUUCCAAGUCAGGAGAGUGGCAUUACCUCUGUCAGUUUCCUUCAGUUUUCCCUAUAUAAUUAUCAACAGCUAAGGGUAUUAAACUGAUUUAAUGCAUUUUAUACUGACCAUUGUCAACUGUAUCUUGUUGGCUUUCAUUCACACUUGGACCAAACAGAAAAAAACAUGCUGUUUAAUCAAAAAUAGAUUUUCUUCCUUCUUGACUAUUUGAUAACUGCAAUCCAAACAAGAUAAGCUGCAAGGUACUCCUGCAUCUGUGCGUGGCAUUUAUGUAUGUGUGUUAUAGUUACCGUGUUAGUGUUGACUUCAGCCUUUUUGUGUAAUGUGCUCCUUUCCCUCCCUGAUGUCUAUUUUUUUCUCCACCACCAGACCACUCCUCACAACCACAGCCUCCCUUCCCCCUCUCCCUUCACACUAGCUACCUCCUGUGAGCAUACAGCUAACCACCAGGAGAGGCUGACCUGGACUUUAAAAAGCUGGGCUGAGAACAGACAUGGACACACACUCACAUUCAUAAGUGAUCAUAUGAAUCUGAAAGGAAUUGUCAUUACUCGUGAUGUGGAAAAUCUAUUAAUUCUCCAGACUACAAACUUUGUGAUCCCGCUAAACAAACUGGUACUGCUGAAAUUCAUUAAUAAACACACAGUCAGUCCUGUAUGUUACCAAACUAAACACAGAAUCAACCAUGAUGUGCCAUUUGUUGUCCAAAACCAAUAAAAGCACAGACCAAAGUACUCCUAAUUUGCCAUUGUAGGCUCUGACAUGGCGUGUAUUAACAGGCUGCAAGUAAUAAGGUUAGAGCUCCACUACAACAGUUAACCAAAGUGUCUGACAUACAUAUACUCAGAGUCAAGGAGUGAAAAGCACACUCAACAAACUGCUUGAGUUUCACAUGUGUAGAAUUCUCACUCAAGCAAUCAAAGCGCUUGUUGACUACAUAUUGAGUUGUGCUUCUCUAUAAACAACAAAAGCAUCCUCUUUGAAAAAGCCUGACUGCGUGUUUUUACAGUUACAAAGCCUUGCAGAGGAAAAAAUGAAUGCAUGUUGAGUGUGUGUUUGUGUGUGGAUGAUGAGUUUGCUUUUUGUAUAUAAAAAAAAAAAAAAAAAAAAAAACAUAUAAUUUUUCUUUAUGUCUCUGUACAAAAUACUUGAAACCUUCAGAGCUUUAAUGAAACAUCCCAGAUGGACAAUAGUGGCACAUUGAUUCAUAAAAUGUAGCAGGAGCUUUGUGCAGUCAAGUGCCAUGUUGGUUUAUAACAUCCACAUCAAAACAGGAUUGUGAUGACAGCUCCAUUCAACACUGAAUGCUUUGUGUGUACCUCCUUGUCUGCAAGUAAGCCCUCAGAUAAACAAAACCAAACCCAGUAGACCGUUUAUAAAUGACCAAAAUACAACCAAAAGCUGCAACUUUCUUCUUUAUGUUUGUGAAGGGCUUUUUGUUAUGUCCCAGUAGUAGAGAGUUUCAGCUUGAUUGUGUGGGAUAAGGGGCGGCAAUCCUACAUAGAAAAAAAACAAGCUGUAGAGGAAAGAGCAAACUGCCCUUCACUGAGAUUCUCCCUCUUGGAAUCAUUUGUUGGCAGGAUACAAUGUUCUGCUUGCAAUUUGUGCUGUGUAGCAUCAUUUACUUUUCUCUGUUCAGAUGUUAUAGAUGGCAAACACAUAAGGGCUCUGCUGUUGUAAAAACCAUCCAAGGGUCUCCUAAAACUUUACAUCAGCCAAUUUAUAUUUGCUAAACUGUGUACCUAAUAUGAGCAAAACACGUGUUUAGUGAAGACAAAUAUUAGCAGGAUGGCAUUUGCCUCUCUCUGUCCCAACCAGUAAGUCUGCUAGUGAAGUUUCAAAGCUCAUCUGAUGUGAUAGUGACACGUCCUUCCUGUGAAACAGGCACCGAUGACUAGAAAGCUAAGGUGGCAAACAGUGGAUACAGCACUUGUUUUACCAUAAGCCGUGGCUCAGGAUGGUCUUGUUUUUAACCUUAACAUAAACUGAAAAAAAGUUUAUGGUUUAAUAUGUGUAGGGAAGCAUUCUAUACUGUAUUGUGCAAUACAUUAUUACAAAGAAAUCAUGUUUCUGUAGGAAAGGUUGGCGCUCUGAAGAUCUUUCCCUUUUUGUUUAAUUUCCCUCUUUCAACAGUCCUGUUGCCAUUUUUAGAUGAAGUAAACUGUGCCAGAAGAAUUCAAUUCUGAUUUGUAUUUAUUUCUUGCAUGCUUUCCUCCCUGUUGCUAAUACCGCUCUUUUAACUGUUCGCUCUGUUGGAUGUGUGAAGCUGUAAAACAUUCUAAUUCAGGUUAUUGUCUGUGUUGAACAAUGUAACUGUGUAAUUAAAACAAAAAAUAACAUA
Molecule: messenger RNA, 8146 nt
Organism: Melanotaenia boesemani (Boeseman's rainbowfish)
Lineage: Eukaryota; Metazoa; Chordata; Actinopteri; Atheriniformes; Melanotaeniidae
Gene: cbfa2t3
Product: CBFA2/RUNX1 partner transcriptional co-repressor 3
Exons: 12
Coding region: 1179-3176 (665 amino acids)
Biological process (GO): DNA-templated transcription; negative regulation of DNA-templated transcription
Cellular component (GO): nucleus
Molecular function (GO): transcription corepressor activity
Source: RefSeq, a predicted model, not a curated record